AUGAACAAUCGGACCAAGCAAGCUAUUAAGCCAACUAACAAAGCCACAGGUCUUACAGCAGCUGAUGUGGAAAUAGGGGAUUGGCUACGCAAAACCUAUUCACACAAGUGUAUUAUUCUUGCUGUGAACAAGUGUGAAUCUCCACGCAAAGGGCUCAUGCAAGCAUCAGAAUUUUGGUCGCUGGGGUUUUCACCGCUUCCAAUAUCUGCUGUAUCUGGGACUGGAACUGGAGAGCUUCUUGAUCUUGUUUGUUCAGGACUUAAAAAUUUUGAGGAUACAGAGAAUGCUGAUGAAGAUAAAGAUUAUGAAAAUGAAGAAUAUGUUCCUGCAGUUGCAAUUGUUGGCCGACCAAAUGUUGGGAAAAGUAGCAUUUUGAAUGCUUUAGCUGGAGAGGACAGGACAAUUGUUAGUCCAAUUAGCGGAACAACCCGUGAUGCUAUCGACAUGGAUUUUACUGGACCUGAUGGCCAGAAAUUCCGGCUAAUUGACACUGCUGGAAUCCGAAAAAGGGCAGCCAUAGCUUCAUCAGGCAGCACUACAGAGGCUUUGUCAGUGAAUCGAGCAUUUCGCGCCAUUCGUCGUUCUGACGUUGUGGCUCUUGUCAUUGAGGCCAUGGCCUGUAUAACAGAACAGGAUUUCAAGAUUGCUGAAAGGAUAGAAAGAGAAGGGAAAGGUUGCCUGAUUGUUGUAAACAAGUGGGACACCAUACCAAAUAAAAACCAGGAAACUGCGACGUACUAUGAGCAAGAUGUCAGGGAGAAGCUUCGCAUUCUGAAUUGGGCUCCAAUUGUAUAUUCCACAGCAAUAGCAGGGCAUAAUGUUGAAAAAAUCAUUGUUGCUGCUAGUGUGGUUGAAAAAGAGAGAUCAAGAAGGCUCACUACAUCCAUAUUAAAUCAAGUAAUACAGGAGUCACUUGCUUUUAAGGCACCUCCAAGAACCAGAGGCGGGAAGAGAGGACGCGUUUAUUAUUGCACUCAGGCAGCUAUUAGGCCACCCACGUUUGUUUUCUUUGUAAAUGAUGCGAAACUUUUCCCUGAGACAUACCGGCGAUUUAUGGAAAAGCAACUGAGAUCAGAUGCAGGAUUCUCUGGCACGCCAAUUCGGCUUCUAUGGCGCAGCAGAAGGAAAAUGGAAAAAAAUGAUGGCGGGGUUAAUGCGAUGAAGGCACAAUUGAAUCUCACCCCAAGCGAUAGACAGGUGGCUGCAGCUACAUAA
Ilex paraguariensis (yerba mate) is the source of this 1215-nucleotide messenger RNA. Lineage: Eukaryota; Viridiplantae; Streptophyta; Magnoliopsida; Aquifoliales; Aquifoliaceae. The record is from the annotation of a GenBank genome assembly.